UGUGUCAUGCUUUUAUUUUGUAGGCUGCUCAUCCCGUGCAAAGUGACGUCAUUUUCCAGUCAGCGAAUCAAACGUCUGCUCGCGAGUGUUGACGGACGUCUCCAAGUCCGGGCUCGGGGUUGCCCUAGCAACUCACAGGAUGGACCAAUCAGACCUCCUCCUCCUCCUUCUCCUCCUCCAUCCCUAUCCGCGACACCACCUCCGCUGGAGCAGGGGGCGGAGGGAGGGAGGCCAAGGACCCGUCAGCUCUGCUCCUCAUUCCGGACUCAGCAGCCGAACUGAACCGCAGGAUUUUUAUUUUGUUUUACAAAAGCUUCGUGCGCAAGAGCGCGGCGCGUCCGGAGCGCGCGGAUGGCACCGGGGGCGCGGUUGUUGUUGUUGUCGUUAUCGGUGAGUCCAGCUGGACACUUGUAGCUCCUCUGGACACAAUCUGAACCGGGUCACCGGACUGUGUGUUGCAUGUAAACACGUCGUGGAUCACGAAGGGAUUUAUUUAGGCGUCUUCUCCGCGCUUUGGAGAGGACAGUCAGAGGAGGAGAGGAGGAGGAGGAGGAGGAGGAGGAGAAGAGAGGGGGUGUUCGGCUUGCUGCUGCCGGGUCUCAUCUCAUGAUGGGACACGGCAGCUGUCAUCUGCCGCGAGCAUGAGCCACAGAAGCAGCCCGGCCAGGGCGUACGACUUUCUGCUCAAGUUCCUGCUGGUGGGCGACAGUGACGUAGGGAAGGGCGAGAUCCUGGCGAGCCUGCAGGACGGAGCCACCGAGUCCCCGUACGGAUACAACAUGGGAAUCGACUAUAAGACGACCACCAUCCUUCUGGACGGGAGGAGAGUCAAGCUGCAGCUCUGGGACACGUCCGGUCAGGGACGAUUCUGCACCAUCUUCAGAUCUUAUUCCAGAGGAGCUCAGGGAGUUAUUCUGGUGUACGACAUCACCAACCGCUGGUCGUUCGAUGGGAUCGACAGGUGGAUCAAAGAGAUCGAUGAGCAUGCCCCAGGGGUGCCCAAGAUCCUGGUGGGGAACCGCCUGCAUCUGGCCUACAAACGGCAGGUGACCACGGAGCAGGCCCAGGUGUACGCCGAGAAGCUGGGCGUCACCUUCUUCGAGGUCAGCCCGCUGUGCAACUUCAACAUCACCGAGUCGUUCACCGAGCUCGCCCGUAUCGUGCUGAUGAGACACGGCAUGGAGCGCCUGUGGCGGCCCAACAAAGUGCUGAGUCUGCAGGACCUUUGUUGCCGCUCCAUCGUCUCCUGCACGCCGGUCCACCUGGUGGACAAGCUGCCACUCCCGUUGGCUCUCAAGUCCCACCUGAAGUCCUUCUCGAUGGCCAACGGGCUGAACGCCCGCAUGAUGCACGGCCGAUCCUACUCCGUCACCGCCAACGCUCACCAAGGCGCCACAAAGAGGACGGGAGGGACGCUGCUGAAGAAACCCAAGCUGAUCCGACCGCCGCCGCUCAGCCCGUCUGCACAAAGCUGCAGGAACAGCUGUAAGAUCUCCUAACAGCUGGACGAGGCCGUGAACGCACCGCCGCCUGUAACACAACACCACGGCGUGUUCACGCUUCAGAUCUCUGCACGGGAACUCUGAAAUCUGUUCAUGAAAGCUGUUUGUUACGUCCACAACUGUCCAAUUUGAGGACAAGAUGAGUGUCAGGGCCACUGUUCAGAGAAAAACAUGAGAUUUAGAGAAUAAAGUAAGAAAAUUGUAAAAACGGUUAAAAAAAAAAGGGGGUAAUCUGAAAACAACAAAAUCAGAAAUGUUUGGAAAAAAGUAAUAUUUUCAGUAUUUUAAUACAAAAGCUAUAUUUUGACAAUAAAAAGAAAAUGUCACAAUUUAUUUAAAGAAAUAAAAGCAACAAAAGGCAAAAAAAUUACAUGCUUAUUUAUUGUUUACUAUUGAAGUAAAAUUUGUAUCAUCUCAGUAUGUUCAGACAGGAAAUACUUAAACAUACACAUCUGCUAAUUUAAUAAUCGCACCUGACAUUUUGUCAAAAUUAUAUCCUUAAAAUUCGGAUUUUAUAUCUCAUAAAUCUCAUAUUAUAAAAAUUAAAACAAGCAAAGAAUUGUUUUGUUUCUCCCAAAAACUGAGAAAAUAUGCAGAUUAUUUUCCUAAAAUUGUAUACAUUUAUUGUGAAAACCUAGCAACUUUUUAAAAAAUGUUAUGACUUAAUUCUGAAAACAUUAUGACUUCUUUCAUAAAACUUUUGUCUUGACAUAUGAUUUUCAAAAGUUUGUUGUGGAAUCAUUAUGACUUAAACAUCAAAUUUUUUAUCUUGAAAUAUUACAACUAUUUUCUCAACAUAUUACGCCUUUAUUCUUUUUAUUUAUUUAUUUAUAUAAAAUGUUUGGAUUUUUUUCUUCUCCUAAUUAUGGCCCUACUAACACCCGGUGUUAGUGUUUGCUGCAGUAAUUAUCUCUUUCAACUAUUUUUUUUAAUUGAAUAUGACCUGUACAUGAAAUUUUAGCUGUAUUCUUAAAACUUUUUUUUCCUGAACUGUGGCCAUGACAGCAACAUGUUUGUGAGACAUUUAAAGGAACUGAAGACUAAAAAACAAACAUCACUUGAUCACAAACGCCUGCAAGAAACACUUAAGUUUUUAUAAUUAUUAAUGUGUAAAUGCAGGAGAAUUUUCCUUU
Messenger RNA from Centropristis striata (black sea bass), 2635 nucleotides. RefSeq names its product RAB40B, member RAS oncogene family (gene rab40b). Gene Ontology annotation, cellular component: synaptic vesicle; endosome; plasma membrane. The transcript has 6 exons. The coding region runs from base 642 to 1499 and encodes 285 amino acids. NCBI's taxonomy places the organism in Eukaryota, Metazoa, Chordata, Actinopteri, Perciformes, Serranidae. Gene Ontology annotation, biological process: intracellular signal transduction; protein localization to plasma membrane. The record is from RefSeq and is a predicted model, not a curated record. Gene Ontology annotation, molecular function: GTPase activity; GTP binding.